This is a messenger RNA of Salvelinus namaycush (lake trout), 2393 nucleotides long. Its product is annotated as zinc finger protein 507-like. The coding region runs from base 236 to 1909 and encodes 557 amino acids. Gene Ontology annotation, biological process: regulation of transcription by RNA polymerase II. Gene Ontology annotation, molecular function: RNA polymerase II cis-regulatory region sequence-specific DNA binding; DNA-binding transcription factor activity. Lineage: Eukaryota; Metazoa; Chordata; Actinopteri; Salmoniformes; Salmonidae. The record is from RefSeq and is a predicted model, not a curated record. The transcript has 5 exons.
CUACAAUGCCAACCAAUAAGAUCCUUUCUCUUCAGUAUAAACGGAAGUGAAGUGACCAAGAAUAAUUUCCCCAUUAGCGUUUGUCGUUAUGUAGCCGUUCAUUAACACAUUGUAAUUCAAAAUAUGACUCAUUUAACAGCAUAACAUACUUACACCAGGUAGUGUUUAAUUCACGUUGGAGACAGGACUUGGUUGAUAAUUGUUCUCGGUAACUGCUAACGUUGGCUAGCGAAUAAUGGAUACAUGUAUGGUUUUUCACACUCAAAUAGCCUCCAUCAUGGAGGUGCUAGCGAAUGCAGCCGUGGCAGAGAUCUGUAAACUCGUAGACGACGACUAUGCAGUGUUUCGUUUAGAAAUGACUCAAAGCCAGAAAGAAAACAGGGCAUUGCGGAGGAAACUACAGCUACUGGACCUGAAGGUAUCACGGGAGCGCGUCCUCGCCAGUCGUCCCAGAAGUGUCAAGAUCGUCGACAGAUACAGAGGAGGUGAAGGACAUCUCACUGGAGGCCACAGGAGUGUUGUGAAGCCAGCGGGACACAAUACAUGGAGAGAUGACCAACCAAUCACUGUUGAUGAGGGGAGUGGAACCUCACCACAGCACGUUAUUGUGAUAGAGGAGGAGGAAGAAGGUCCAGAGGUGCAGCUGGUGAAGCAGGAGGGUCUGGGGAACCUUAAGGGGACCGUGGUCAUGGAGGACAACCAGACUACACCUUCUCCUGAACCCACAGAGGAACCAGCUGAGCAGCACAGGACCACACACAGUCUCACUGAGUCAGUAGACAUGGAGGAUGGGAAGCCUGAUCUGCUGCUAGUCAAAGAGGAGACAAUAGAAGACGGACCAGAGAGCAUUGAUCUGCUGAGUGGACUAAAGCUGGGGGCGCAAGGUGAUUGGAUGGAGGCUAAAAGAGGAGACUGGGUGGCCAUCUCUGAUUCCCAGAUAGGUGCAGCCAAGGGCCCAGGGGACAACAUCACAGAGCAGGCCAGGACCAGAGGCGAGGCCAGUGGAUGGGACAGCGUCCUCAACUCUGGGCUGGGGAACAACACUGUUAACCAGAAACAGACAGUCGAAAACAAAACAACAACCGAAUUUAGUCUCCAUGCCAACAGACUGGCUGAGACCAGGGUGAGGUGUAGAUUUGGUCUGUGGGGACGGGGAGGUGUCCGUAUGUGGAGGGAGAGAACAGACACGGCUAGUGAUGCACCGUCCUGCUCCUAUAGUUGUGAUUCAGAGAGACUGAUGGGGCCUCAGGUUAAGCCCCUAGCAGGUGCUGGCUUCAGCCUGCCUUCUAUAGGAUCUAUCAACUGGAACUUGGACCCUGCGACAACACAGACACUUCCUGGCCUUCAUACUCCUCACGCUCUCCUUAUGUUAAACCAGACCUCAGACAAUGCCAGUGCCUCAACACUAAAUGGCUACACAAGCCCAUCGACAAAUGAGAGUAGUAGAGAUGGAAUCAGUAAAGGUGGCAGCGCCAAGGAGAAGCGCUUCCCGUGUUCGUUCUGUGGGAAAGCCUUCAGUUUCCCAAAACACGUGGAGAUCCACCAGAGGAUACACACGGGGGAGAAACCGUUCGGCUGUAGCCAGUGUCACAUGCGCUUUGCCCAGGCUGGCCACCUGAAGAGGCACCAGAGAGUCCACACAGGGGAGAAACCCUACAGCUGCCCCCAGUGUGAGAAAAGGUUCUCCCACCAGCAUCAGCUGAAGCUGCACAAGAGGGUCCACACAGGGGAGAAACCCUACGGCUGCCACCAGUGUGAGAAAAGGUUCUCCCACCAGCACCAUCUGAAGAUGCACCUGAAGGUCCACACGGGAGAGAGACCGUUCGCCUGUACGCACUGCGGGAAGAGGUUCUCAGAGAGGGGCUCUCUCAGGAUACACCAGCAGAAAAUGCACACAGCCCAUGUAUAGAGUAUAGUGAUAUGUAGUACUAAUUUGUUUAUUUGCAGUUAAUUAUGUUGGUUUUGGAUGUAUAGGGAACUGGAUGAGGUGAACUGAGGAUGAUGAGGCGAUGGUUGGUGUGAUGGUGUCUGUAGAAAUGCUUCACUGAUGAAGAGUGACAAACUUUGUCCCUUUAGGUUGAUACUGGUGUUUUAUAAUAAGGAAAUGAUAGUGCCUUAAUUCAUGUUUACUUUAAAUGAAGUAGUGAAGAUGUGUGUAAUGUUUAACCUUUUCCAAAGUACUUUAAAAUGUAUUUUAUCAAAGCAAGGGUACCAGAUUUACAGAAAAGUUAACGCAUCAUGUAACAAUUUCAAAAAUGUUACUGAGUUAGUUUAUAAUAAGGAAAUACGUUAAUAAAAAUGAAUUCAUUAGUCCCUAAUCUAUGGAUUUCACAUGACUUGGAAUCAGUGUUGUGUUCAAAACCACCUAAAGCGAGACCAAUUCAAGACCGAAA